GUCAGAUAUAAACAAACCAUUCAACGCUUGUGUUUCAAAGGUUCAGCGUCAUUUUCAACGUAUAGCUGCAGUAUUCGUAUAAAUUUUGUAUAUUAUAUCUAAUAACCUCCACCAACCAUGGAGCAUAUUCCAUCUGUUCGACGACGCUCAUCGUUGUUUUCUAUGAAUCAAACAAACGAUUCAGGCUCAACUUCGAACGAACUCGUCAAAUACGAAAAGCAGCUCCGACUUGAAAUAAAACAGUGGACUAGUUUGCUUCGUGCCAAAUCUCAUAAGUUACAGCAACUACGUGCAUCGUCCUGCAAGAUCGACCAAUCCAUUUUGACUGAUGAGCAACGAAGAUAUCUGGCUGAUGGUCCAUCUGUGGAGAAUUUUAUUUCCGAAACCGACGCAUUCGAUAAAGCAAUCACUAAAUAUGUUGAGCAAAAAUCAUUUCUAAUGGAAAGGAAUGCACACAUUGUACAAAAUGCGAAAGCAUUAGUGGAACUUGAACUAAAGGAUAGAAUAACUAUUGAACUAUCAGGAAGAAUCGUUCCAUAGCAGAUGAUCUGCAUGUUGGCAGGUUUGAAUGUAUUCAAGAUUGUUUUAGUAUUUACCGAGUAAAUUCGAUCAAAUGCAUUUCAACACAACGCUACAAGCACAAUUCAAGCGAAUAG
Messenger RNA from Anopheles funestus (African malaria mosquito), 656 nucleotides. RefSeq lists its product as uncharacterized. Lineage: Eukaryota; Metazoa; Arthropoda; Insecta; Diptera; Culicidae. The transcript is spliced from 3 exons. The coding region runs from base 118 to 540 and encodes 140 amino acids. The record is from RefSeq and is a predicted model, not a curated record.